AUGCAACCUCAAAGCUCAUCUUCUUACGGCGCUGAACGCCAAACGGUGCCUACAGGCGCCGGCCAGGAUGUGGGCCGCUCCUGCUGCAUCGUGCGGAUGGCGGGUCGCACAGUCAUGUUUGACUGCGGCGCUCACUUCGGCUUCAGGGACGCCCGCCGCUUUCCCGAGUUCGGACUUCUGUCCCGCGCGGGCCGCUUCACAGAGAUCAUCGAUGCGGUCGUCAUCACGCACUUCCACACCGAUCACCUUGGCGCGCUGCCGUACUUCACCGAGAUUUGUGGCUACCGUGGCCCCAUCUUGAUGACGUACCCCACAUUCGCCAUUGCGCCCAUCAUGUUGGCUGACUAUGUUAAGGUGAAUGCGGAUCGCCCUGGUGAGCGGCUGCCGUACAACGAGCAGCAUGUACGGGACUGUCUUCGUCGAGUGACGGCUGUCGACCUGCACCAGGUAGUGGUUGUAGCUCCGGGUCUUUCCUUCACGUUCCAUUACGCGGGGCACGUGUUGGGAGCCGCCAUGGUGCACAUGACUGCGGGACAUCUCACCGCGCUAUACACAGGCGACUUCAACUCCUCCCCCGACCGGCACCUCGGCCCCGCGGAGGCCCCGCUGGCUUUGCUCCAGGGGGGCCCCUCAGGUGCCUCUGUACGGCACCCUGACGUACUCAUUAGUGAAGCCACCUACGCAGCCACAUUGCGGGACUCCAAACGGGCGAGGGAGAGGGACUUGCUGGGCGCGGUGGUGGAGACGGUGGCGGCGGGGGGCAAGGUUCUCAUCCCCACCUUCGCCAUGGGUCGAGCUCAGGAGCUGCUGAUGCUGAUAACGGACUGCUGGGAGCGGAACGGAUUACAGGUGCCUAUUUAUUUCAGCAGUGCAAUGGCCGCCAGAGCGCUCGUGUAUUACCAGUUGUUGCUGAAUUGGACCAAUGCUAAUCAUAUUCACUGUGUCUUUGUAAAUGUUCAUAUAUGUGUGUGCACACACAUACAUACAACAUGGAUGAUGCUGGCCCCCGGACCCGCGCUGCUGUUCGCCUCCCCCGGCAACAUCGCCAGUGGGGUGGCACUGGAGGCGUUCCGGUCCUGGGCCGGCAGCUCCAAGAACUUGCUUGUGCUGGCCGGAUACCAAGUACGAGGUGGAGCGGGGCAUGACAACCUUUGUGGUGGUCGUAGUGGUGGUCGUAGUGGUGGUGAACGCCGCGUGGAGGUACGGUGUCGUAUCAAGAUGUUGGCGUUUUCAGCUCAUGCGGAUCUGCGCGGGUUGCUGGGCCUUGUGCGGCGGUGCAAACCGAGGGCGGUGGUGCUGGUGCACGGACAGAGGGAGCCCAUGGAGUUCCUGAGGGGCCGCAUUGAGACGCAUGUGGGUAUCGAGUGCCAUGCGCCGGCUACAGGUACCACCGUCACCAUAGCGCCGCGACGUGCCGUACCACUAGGUGUA
Messenger RNA from Volvox carteri f. nagariensis, 1431 nucleotides. RefSeq lists its product as uncharacterized. The annotation marks the transcript as partial. Gene Ontology annotation, biological process: snRNA processing. Lineage: Eukaryota; Viridiplantae; Chlorophyta; Chlorophyceae; Chlamydomonadales; Volvocaceae. The transcript is spliced from 13 exons. The record is from RefSeq and is a predicted model, not a curated record. Gene Ontology annotation, cellular component: nucleus.